CUGUGCAGGAACACCUGCACAAAUAUGACCUUAAUGGAAGUGUCAUCAAAAGAAAACCUUUCCUGCGUCCUCGCCACAAAGUGCAACAGUUUGCAAAGGAACAAAGAACCAACCCUGAUGCAUUUUGGAAACAGGUCCUGCGGAGUGAUGAAAUUAAAAUAGUCACAAUGAGCAAAGGAUGUAUGAAAAAAGGGUGCAGACUUUCAUGAAAAGAACACCUCUCCAACUGUUAAGCAUGGGGGUGGGUCGAUCAUGCUUUGGGCUUGUGUUGGCAUGGGAAACAUUUCACUAGUAGAGGGAAGAAUGGAUUUAAUUAAAUUCCAGCAAAUUUUGGAAGCAAACAUCACAACAUCUGUAAAAAACAAAAACAAAAUUACAAAAUAGAAAACACAACAGGAUAAUAAUCUUAAACGCACCUCAAAAUCAACAAUGGAUCUAUGCAUGUAUAUAACUGGGCUCGCAGAUUUCUGUCCAAGGAACGCGAGAUUAGACCUCAUAAUGGAACAGGGGCCUCAAAACAUCCAUUUGCACUGCCAACAGCCAUACACCACACUUCCAUGCAAACACGCACACCCUUGUUUGUGACGGAUAAUUUUUUAAUGAAGGACCGUGAUGAGGGCGCCAGUAGGUCGUGUUAAUCCAGCCCCCUCUCUGCCGGCGAGGUUACAUAAAUGGUGUGAAGCUCCGACAUGAAAACUGCAGAAUAAAAACAUCUACAAUGUAGCUGUCUUUUGUGUUGGACAGAAUAAAUGAGGGUUUUAUCUGAACAGGAAAACAUUCAGUUCACUACUCAAUUCGGAACCAUAACGCAAAAAACAUCUCAUAGCAUUAAAACAGGCUGAGCAAUAACCUACACAGGCAAGUGCAGCAAGCCAACCCCACACCAAAGGCCCAACAAGCAAAAAAUGAAAACCAGCCUCGCUGGUGUAAGCUGAAUCCAUGUUCUUAGAUUUCAAUGUGUGUAUUAAGGAAUUUAAAUAGUGUUUGUCUCUUUCUCUCUGUCCUUAGGUCUAAAGAGAGUGUCAAGGGUACUACUGUUGGAGGCAUUUCAAAGGCAGCCAUCUAAGCACGUGUUCGUGUGGAUUUUCUAAGCGUAUGUAGCAUGUAACAUGUAGCAUGUAGAGAGCAAUGGAAUGGGACGCAGUACCGUCAGCAACUUGGACCUCAGAGGGCAGAUGUGGGUCAAGACAGAUCUGGAUCAGAUCAUUAUAAGCGCACACAAACGCACUUCCCUCUGACCUUCGCAUGAAAUCCAAUACAUGCAAGAGGUUGAAGGAAGAAGAAAAAAAAAACACAACGGAAUCCAGGUGAUUGACGGUUUGUGAAUGCCAAGCUCUGACUACGGCGUCUGGUUUGUGCAGUGCUGGUGAAGUGCCAGUGGGAAUGUUGCCCCAUAGAAAUGCGGAGGCUUUUGGAGAUCAGCUGUUGUGUCGGAGAGGCCAUGAUCACAAAAACAGCGGUGUUACUUAAAGGACUGAGGACCUCCAAAGUCAAAUAUCAUUUCACAAAGAAAACAAACAAAAGCUCUGCCUGAGCUCGGAUGACACCGUCUCUCACAAGUCAGACUAUGGCAUUGUUGUGAAACAAAACGCUUUUCAACAGACACUUUUCCGAGCACCACGGAGUUUCACAUCUUCAUCCAUUAGUAGGCUGUCAUUAUUCUUCAGAAAUAUGCUCCUCAUUAUCUGUUCACAGAGCCUCAGCAAGCCCAACCAUGUCAUUAGGGAUUUGGAGUGUCAAAGGUGGGAUUUGGCUGAUCAUUGCAUACAGUGCCAACAGCAUACCUCGCCUAACAAUCAUGACGGAAAGGUUGACUCCGCUCCACCCCUCCUGGAUGGCGUACAAUGUUUGAAAGCCUCCAAGUGUGUUGUAAAUCAGCGUCGACAGAUCUGAGGAAGAGUCGAGGAGUGGAGGGGCAAGUCAGGGGAGAUCCAUGGAGACAGUUAUUGAUGAUCAAAGCACCACCGCAGGUAAACUCACCUGAGUGCGCGGAAUGUGCUGUUUCUGUAAUGAACAACAGGUCUUUGGAAUGUUUUUUUUAUUUUUUUUAAACAGAAGGUCUACCUUACGGGGUAGUGUGAUGAAGACAAUACACAGAGGCUACUCGACCACUGACACCCAUAACUUGACCCAGGGCAAGGGCCACAACACAGGAAUGCCCAAGCUUUAAAAACUGAAUGGGAAUACACAAGGUUGAGGAGUGAUAACAUGUAAGUAUACUGAGGUUCAUAAACAACACUAUUUGCUUUUUGAAGAAGAAGAAGAAGAAUUGUUGGAUACCUAGUGGAUUAAAAAUGCACUUUGUAAAUGCCUACUGUAGAGGAUUUAAACCUGUCCUAACUAUUUAAAUCUGUCUAUAAACAUGUGCAAGUGACAACAUUGUUUAGAACGAGCUGUCUGGCUCUUGAAUUUUCAUUAAAGAUUGAAGAUUUAAUUGAAGAUUAAAGAAAUUGCUAGUCAUUGCAAAACUAUAUCACACAUUCUCGAAGACAUAAAAUAACACUGAUUCUAGAACGGGGAAACGCCCCGGGAUUAAGCUGUCAGAAAGAUUCCUUUAUGAAGUUAAACCAUGUUUGAAAAGUUUUUAUUUUCAUCCGUAAGAAAACAUUGGAACUGUCAGUAGUGAAGUCAAUUACAUUGAAAACAUUUCUAUUGAAAGACAUGGCUGUUUUCACGGUCUCUAUAGGCGAACAGCACGCACUGUGUGCAUGAUCCUGCUUCUGCAGUUUAUAAAGCAACUCGCUGUUUGACAUUUCUACCUGUGGGCUUAUGGACUGUUUCGUAUUUAUAAACAAACACGCUUGAACGCUUACGCAGUGGUGGUAAAUAACCCUGAUUGGCAUCCUAAUGCGAGACUAGAACUUGACACCUGACGCGCGGCACAGAUCAGAAUGCAUCAAACAUCCACGGCGAGAGAACUACUUCUAAUCACCUUCCGCAUUGCUGGACACCUAAUACGGGGACAUGGAGCUGACAUAAUCUCCAAGCUAUCCUAAAUGUGUGGUUCUGCAAAUGGAAAGGCACGGCAUGUGUAGUAAGGUGUGGACUCUUUUCCCACUACUUGUGUUAUUUGGUAGAGGUCGUAUGCAGAAAGGGCGGACUCAGGGGCGCAACGUCAGUGCGCUCGAACCCUCGAAUCUAUUUAAACUGGCCGCAGUCUCCACAGAGCGCAAAGCACAAGCGACUGCACAUCUGUAGUGCAAGAGUUCAAACUUGUUUUCAAUUACCAGUCAGAUCUCUUGGACGCAUUCUUGGAUUAAAAUAGCGCGUAAUAAUGGAAAUCAAUGGCUGGCUUAAAGUUUCGUUAAAAUUUCAAUAUUUUUCAAUGUUCUGGGGAUUUCGCAUUAUCAUUUAAUGGUUCAGAGUGUUUUAAGGCUGUCGUGUGGAUCCAAUCGGCACGGCUGGGGUCGGAGUGUUGUCUUCUUCACUGGAGGAGUCAUUCAUUUAUUCCCUGGCCACAUUUAAAUAAAAUAUUUCACCAGACGUCUAGCAGUCUACCGCUCCUUUCGGCUUUCGCCAUCAACUGCCUGAACAGGAGUCCUGAUGUCUUCAUUUGACUCCUUGCAGUUGUUGAUGGUAGUUCUCUAUCAGGUUUCCUGCGUGGAUCUCCGCAUCCUGUUAUUGGGCAACUCGAUUUUGACAGAGCAGUCCGUGGCACCCUGACCCUCGGACUACAGAAGCCGCGGAUCGGUGUACGUUGGAGAGACUGAACUGAUUACUGUACGAACGGCUACUUUCAAGGUAUUGGCGAACGCACUGAACUGAUAGUGGAAUCUAUGAAUGGGUGUGGAUUUUCUUCUUCUACGACGCAUUUUGUUCGCUGGAUAUAUAUGUCAUAGACCCUUUUGGAUCAUUUCAUGCACCGUUGUUGACCUCUCUUGGAUAUUAGAACGAUUUCGGCAAAGGUCUGCAUGGGCCGGAUUUAAGAUUCCUUCUGAGGAACUCAGUCUAAAAUGAAGUUAUGGGAUGUCCUGGCCACGUGUCUGUUGCUCCUGAGCUCCGUCUCCACGCGCCCUAUCUUUCCAAAGCUGCAGCCCGUCAAGAGGCCUCCCGUCGUAGGCUUGCAUCAUGACUCUGCCACCCUGUCUGUGGAGGACUCUUUCAUACACCCCUACUCCCAUCCGCAGCGCCUGCACCAAACCUCAAUGGAGGAACAAUAUGAACUCGAGGGCCCAUACCCUGAUCAGUUUGAUGAUGUCAUGGACUUCAUUGAGGCCACCAUCGGUAGAUUACGCCGGUCUCCCGGUGGUGACGGAGUUUUCCAGAGCCAGAGCGGGAGACGGAGGCAGAGCGGAUCGACAGGCACGGACAAGGGGAGCAGGAGGGGACGCGGGGAGAGGAGGAAGGGUCAGGGACGGAAGGGCAGCCGCUCGGGGAAGGGCCGGGAGGAGCAACGGACCGCGACGGUGGGCCGGGGGUGCCUCCUCCGCGAGGUCCACCUCAACGUGACGGACCUCGGACUGGGCUACCAGACAAAGGAAGAACUGAUAUUUAAGUACUGCAGCGGUCCCUGCUCGGACGCAGAGACCAACUACGACAAGAUCCUGAAUAACCUGACAAACAACAGGAAGAUGGACAAGGAGAAGCCCUCUAAAACCUGCUGCCGCCCCAUCUCCUUUGACGACGACCUCUCUUUCUUGGACGACCACCUGGAGUACCACACUCUGAAGAAGCAUUCCGCCCGGAAAUGUGGUUGCGUGUGACAGAGACACAGAGAGAGAGAAAGAGGGACAAAAAGUGAGAGACAGUGUGCCCAGUGGACUCCAUCUCAAAGUGGUGUUCAUCGCAGGGCAAUGGCCAGUGCAGACAGUGAGACCUCACGAGUGUGUAGAGGUCGAGCCUGGGCAACGGUGGUGUGGACGUUGGCCAGUUCCAGAGCAGGUGGAGUACAGGGACCUCAUCGUUUAUACAGACGGAUAAUCACAUUCAUGGUGUGUGGGACAAGUCACACAGGUGCAAGUCAAGGUCAAAACCUCAGUGUUCGUUUACUUAAACCUACACUUCCCUAACACACACUGAGCAGUCAGGACAGACUGAUAUAACAAUGCAUGACUCCUUGUAAGAAAUUGUGUUCCAAGGCAUAGUGUAACAUUCAGACUCAAAGCGCACACACACACACACACACACACACACACACACACACACACAAACACAACCGGUCAUUCUGUUACCCAACUUUGCUGCUUUAGUUCAAGCCCUUCAGGACAGCGAGAUGAACUGCAGAUGCAUUGUCGCAUGGGGAGCUGCUGUCGCAUGGGGAGCUGCGGUCGCAUGGGGAGCUGCGGUCGCAGGUAGAACUGCUCCAAUCGCUAUGUGGCAAAUGCCUCUUAACGUUUACAUUCAGAAAGGAGUCAUUCACCCUGCCCCAGGAGCAGCAACAGAUGUUUUUUAAAGUAUUAGAAAUCUAUCAAUUUAUCUAUCUUAUCUAUAUCAAUGUAUAUGUAUAUACAGUAUAUAUAUAUAUAUAUAUAUGAGAAAUGUAUUUAUUGAGAUUUAAUUAACUUAUUGUUAUUUAUUGCAAUCUGUUGUAUUAAGAGUGUUUCUUGUUUUAUUUUGUUUCAUUAUCUUUUUUUAUUUAUUUGAGGAGCUGUCUUUUUUUUUUUUUUUGGAUGGUGCCAAAAGUGGAAAGAGUGUUUCCUGAAGCGGCCGUAAAUAAUCAAAACAAUCUGUGAGAAAAAGACAGAGAGAGAGAGCACUCAUCAUGGACGUCUCUGCUAACAUCUGUGAUGUUUAAGAAAUAUGGUAAUUCCACUGAAAGUACAGAACGGUUGGGAGAGGACAGAGAAGAGUAGAACCGAGAGAUAUAUGGACCAACCCCCCACCUUAAAACAGAUUUUCUGCUCCUGGUUUUUGCUCCAAAGCGAACCCCAAACUUGAGCACUCACUCACAAAUAUACCCCCCCACCCAACCUACCCCACCCUCCAACAAAACCCUCAAUAAGAAAGAACCUCAACCAAUGAGGGCCCAAGGCCCUUUAGGAGCGCAAUCAACUGUUUACUUUCAUGGAGUCGGUCUUGACGUUUGGUCUGCAAGUCCUCAAUUGCAAGCAUCUGUUUACAGAAGGAAAAUACAUCCCUUAGCCAUUCUGUUUGUUUCUGUCCAUAAUAAAGUUACUGUCAGUGUGUACGGAGGGGAAGCGGUGGUUUGCCUCACGGUCAUCAACAAGCACAAACAGAAAGGCUUCUCUCAUCCCACCCUCCUGGAAGAUCCACCCCCCAAACACACACACACACACACACACACACUUAACGCUCCUUGGUUCAGUCUGCUGUAUCGAAGAGAGCCUUUAAGUGGUCACUGUCACUACAGGGGCUGACAAGGCUGGUUUGACUCACGGGUCAGGGCUUGGGAAGUGAUUGUCAAACACAAAGGUUAAACCACUUCUACUGGCUGGAAGCCCCCCGUCCCCUUAAGUUUAAGACCAGUUAAGAUCUGUUUCCAUCUUCUGCAAACUCCUCAAAUCAACAUACACUCAACAGAUGGCCGAAGAUCUCCCCAGUUUCAGGUAGUGAUCCGGUUCCAAAUUCCCUGAAAACAAGAUAAGGAUAUGUCUAAGCGAUAAGCACAAUCCGGACUAACCUAACUCUUAGUUGAGAUACAAUGGUUUCAGGAAUUGGGGCAAACAAAAAACAUACCAAUUAGUGCACUGCGCAGUCAGUUAAACGAUUAAAGCCGUAAACCAAAAUCCCUGACUAAAAUCUGUCCUAAAGAGAAAAACCAAGCGUAGUGAAUGGUACGUAACUAUGUCCUUGUGUAACAUCCCGUGAGAGGAUUUCUUUUCUCCUCUCCUUUUACAGUUUCGAACAGUGCAGUUCACUUAGACACAGAAAACCCGAAGGCUAGACCCUGAUGUUGCCCUGGAUUAAGGACCUGAAUCAGUGCUCACUCUACAGGAACAGAGCCAGCUUUACUCGGUAAUCCCCGCCAUACACAGAACAAAUCCACUGAAUUGAGUAGAAUUUAGGCCAAACCCAAAGGAAGAGUGGAAAACACACUACAGCUAAUAGUCCACAGGAAUCAUUUGAUCAACUGCUUAACUUCGCAGUUGUUGUGACGUGUGUGUGCAUGUCAACUUCAGAAGAGAAGCCGUGAGAGGCAUUUUGGUACCCACACACACACUCCUCCCCAAGACCUCUUUCUUAAGCCGGAACUGUGCGAGCUGUGAUCUAUACUUCGUUGUCCUCCUGUACAUUAGGUUGCUUAACUGUAAAGUGUUUUGUUUUGUGACUGAGGUUUUGAGUCCUUUUGACGAGUGUUGUUGUUUUUUGUGUGGGAUGAACCAGAGGUCUGGGUGAGGCGAUGGCUGCUGCUCUGAGAAUGAGGUAGGGAGGCAAGGCUUCUGUGUGUGUUAUAUAUUUUUUUUCAGUGUCAGUUCUGUGAAAAAAAAGGUGUCAUGUCUUGCUUGUUUUGUGUUACUGAACCAAAGUUCUCUACAGACUUUAUUUUUGUACAAUAUUCAUUUUAUAACUUUUUACAGAAUAAAUCUUGUUUCUAUAUCAUGUUUGUUGUCAUCUUUUUUUGUUUUUCAUUUCUAUCUAUCUAUUUUAGACACAGUGCUACCUUUGCUACGGUUAUAAAAGACAGAGAAAACAAAACAAAAAAAUAUGAUUUUGCGUUCUUUUUAAUAGAAUGUUUUACAAAAAACAGAUUUGUAUGUUACUUUUCACAGCUAAAACUGUUGUAAAAACCGACAGCCUUUAUCCUUGACGUCCUUGCAGUCAAGCAAAACUUUUAUAGUAUGUUCUCAAUAAACAGAACUAAAAUUAGUGCAAAGAAUGCAGAAAACCUCCAUGGCUCCAAAAGCAUGUUAACAGACCUAGCCCAGGAGGAGCAGUCUGCAGUUGUUGAAUAGAAAAUUCACUGAACCAAAUAGACCGAGUGGGAAUGUCACAGGAGCUGGCAUCAGAACAGGUAAACACUCACCGCGACUGAUGUACGGCAUGCUUUUCAAUGCGAAAAACAGAAACAGCAUUUCAUGCCAUUCUAAUUAUCCACCGCAUUCAACAUGAGGGUUAAGGCAGUGCACUCUAGGCAGCGCAUGUGCAGAUAGGAGAGGCACACAGGGAGAAGAUAGGGACA
This is a messenger RNA of Clupea harengus (Atlantic herring), 8080 nucleotides long. RefSeq names its product glial cell derived neurotrophic factor a (gene gdnfa). Gene Ontology annotation, molecular function: receptor tyrosine kinase binding; glial cell-derived neurotrophic factor receptor binding; growth factor activity. Gene Ontology annotation, biological process: positive regulation of branching involved in ureteric bud morphogenesis; negative regulation of neuron apoptotic process; peripheral nervous system development. The record is from RefSeq and is a predicted model, not a curated record. Lineage: Eukaryota; Metazoa; Chordata; Actinopteri; Clupeiformes; Clupeidae.